Messenger RNA from Chilo suppressalis (striped riceborer), 1437 nucleotides. The record is from the annotation of a GenBank genome assembly. Lineage: Eukaryota; Metazoa; Arthropoda; Insecta; Lepidoptera; Crambidae.
AUGUACUAUUUGUUUACAUUUCUUAGUUUUGUACCAUUUAUUUGGUGCCAAACGGAAGAGAAUGUUACAUUUUCACUAGAUGAUUUUAAAUGCUCACUGCCAGAUGUGAAGAGUCUUGAUGAUAAUUUGGAUGUUACAAGGUUCAGGUCUGAUUUCUCUAAAAUAUCUGAGGUAAAAUUCCCCGGUCUUAUAGGGCCUCUCAAUGAGCGCCUUAUCUGCAAAAUUAAAUGUAUUGAUGGAAACUGGGUUGGACCUCUUUGCUCAUCAACACCUGAUGGCAGGUUCCAGCCCAUCUUAAGGGAGUGCUUAUAUAAAAAUGAUCAUCCCCUGUUGGCCAUCUCUUUUAAAAAUUCAUCAAUUGAAGGCGAGGCUCACUUCCCCCACGGUUCUGUGAUCACGGCGCGCUGCAUCCACUUCGGGUUGUACAAACUGAAGGGCGACGGCACGCUGCACUGCGAGAACGGAGAAUGGACCCCGAAACUGCCCGAGUGCGUUCCCACCACUGUAGUCACUAACUUUACAGGUGAUGCGCCUCCCACCAUCCAGUACACCAUAGUGAGCGGGUCCGCCGUAGUGCAACCGUCUGGGGAGCUGUUCGUGUAUCCAGACAGCUCUAUACGACUGUCUUGUAUCACGCCACGGGCCCUGGGAGACCCUGACUGGUCGUGGACUUCGGCCUUAGGACACCACGUCGCUGCGUGGUCUACAGAAGACGGUGAGCAGGAGACUCACUAUCGGCUAACUCUGAGCAAGAUGUCCGCGCGGCACAGCGACCAGUACACAUGCGCCGCGCCCGGCGGACACACCAACACUGUGCUCGUUAAAGUUGUUAACGUAUCAUGUCCGCCGCUGAUGGUGUCUCCGAAAGUGCGUCAGUUCGCUCAGGGGUUGAAGCUGGGCCACGCGGCGCACUUCAGCUGCCAGCCCGGGUACCAUCUGGAAGGACCGGCCAUACUCACCUGUAUGGGCGAUGGUCGUUGGUCGUCGUCGCACCCGCGAUGCGUGGAGACGUCGUGCCCGCCGCUGCGCGCGCUGAGCCCCCAACUGAGCGUGGUGGAGUACAACGCGUCAUGGGGCGGGCGCGCCGUGUUCCAGUGCGCAUGGGGCUACCGGCUUGUGGGCGCGCCCGGCCUCGAGUGCCUGCUGGACGGGCGCUGGUCCGGCGCGCCGCCGCACUGCGCGCCUAUCUACUGUCCGGAUCCUUUAAUCCCCGAGCACGGGCGGUUGCUCACCGCACCAAAGCACGGGUCGUACACAGUUGGCGACUUGGUGAGUUUCUCUUGCGAUAACACCUUCCACCUGGCAGGGGAGGCGUCCAUAGUGUGCACCGAGACUGGAUAUUGGUCCCAUCCGCCACCAUUCUGCGGCCCUGUCGAACAACGCACCAUCGACACUAUAUUCGUGGAGAAUUCCACGCUAGUACACCUUGACGAUUAG